Oncorhynchus keta (chum salmon) is the source of this 4460-nucleotide messenger RNA. Its product is annotated as integrin alpha-6-like. NCBI's taxonomy places the organism in Eukaryota, Metazoa, Chordata, Actinopteri, Salmoniformes, Salmonidae. Gene Ontology annotation, biological process: cell-matrix adhesion; leukocyte migration; integrin-mediated signaling pathway. The coding region runs from base 204 to 3461 and encodes 1085 amino acids. The transcript has 24 exons. Gene Ontology annotation, molecular function: integrin binding. The record is from RefSeq and is a predicted model, not a curated record. Gene Ontology annotation, cellular component: external side of plasma membrane; integrin complex.
ACAGAUAGGGAGGGAGGGAAAGUGGGGAUGUAGGAGGGGCGCGGUACGAGCUUCAAGUGUACAACAUCCCACCCAAAGCCGGAGAGAGCCAGCAUAAAGUCACUCGUUCGUGAGUUCUAUACCACGGAUCAAACAGGCUGCGUUACCGAGAGAAAUAACGGUGUUCAUUUUCAGUCACACAGAAUUAAACCAUUUUCGCCGCGAUGGGGUUGAGAUUUAUACCAUGUAUCUCAUAUCUUUCGCUUCUCCUUCACCUGGAAUGGACGCACGUAUCGGCUUUCAACCUGGACACAGAAAACGUCAUUGAAAAGAAAGGAGAGCCCGGGAGCCUUUUCGGCUUCUCUCUGGCUAUGCAUUGGCAAUUAAAUCCGUUGGAUAAAAGAAUGUUGCUGGUUGGUGCUCCAAGGGCCAAAGCUCUGAGAGGUCAGAAGGCAAAGAUCACAGGAGGACUCUACAACUGCGAUACCGCUUCCACUUCCUCCAGCUGUAGCCGAGUGCAGUUCGACAACGAUGAGGACGUGAACACCGAGAGUAAGGAGAACCAAUGGAUGGGUGUAACAGUAAACAGCCAGGGGCCGGGAGGAAAGAUUGUGACGUGUGCCCACCGCUACCAGCGGCGUCUGUUUGUGAACACAGCCCAGGAGUCACGUGACAUCACAGGGCGGUGUUACGUUCUGAGCCAGGACCUGACCAUCGGUACCGAGUCUGAUGAGGACGGAGGGAACUGGAGGUUCUGUGAGGGGCGGGCACGCGGCCAUGAGAGGUUUGGUUCAUGCCAACAGGGUCUGUCUGCCACCUUCACUAGGGACUACCACUACCUGGUAUUUGGUGCCCCUGGAGCGUACAACUGGAAAGGGGUGGUGAGAGUAGAGCAGAAGAACAACACUCUGUUGGAGAUGGGCUUCUAUGACGACGGGCCCUAUGAGGUGGGCGACGAGAACCGGUUAGACCCAGACCUGGUCCCCGUGCCCGCCAACAGUUACUUGGGCUUCUCUCUGGACUCGGGGAAGGCCAUCACUAAGAAGGGUCAGCUGACCGUGGUCGCCGGUGCCCCGAGAGCCAAUCACAGCGGGGCAGUGGUGUUGCUAAAGAAGGAGACCGAAGCGUCCACCAUGUUGUCACCAGAGCACAUCCUGGAAGGGGAGGGGCUGGCCUCGUCGUUCGGCUACGACCUCGCUGUGGUAGAUCUGACCGGCGACGGGUGGGAGGACAUCGUGGUGGGAGCCCCGCAGUUUUUUGAGAAGGACGGGGAGGUAGGCGGAGCCAUUUAUGUCUACGUUAACAAGGGCGGAGACUGGAGUAAGGUCACGCCCACCAGGAUAGACGGACCUCGGGACUCCAUGUUUGGACUGGCCGUAGAAAACCUGGGAGAUCUCAACCUGGACGGCUAUCAGGACAUCGCUGUGGGAGCACCCUAUUAUGACAGUGGGUCAGGGAAGGUGUUCAUCUACCACGGCUCAGCUCAGGGCAUCAACAUCAAACCUGCACAAGUGUUGUCAGGGGUGCCAUCGGAGACAAAGCUGUUUGGUUAUUCUCUAGCUGGUAACAUGGACUUGGACAGGAACUCGUACCCUGACCUGGCCGUAGGAUCUCUCUCCGACUCUGUGUUCGUCUACAGGACUCGGCCGGUCAUUAGCAUCCAGAAGGUUGUCAAGACAACGCCAAAGGAGAUCGAUCUGACGAAGAAAAACUGUGGCAACAGCAUCUGCUUGGAGGUAGAAGCCUGCUUCUCCUACACCGCCAACCCAAAGUCCUACAGCCCCAGACUGACGGUGGCGUACUCCUUUGAGGCGGAGGCGGAGCGUCGGAAGAAGGGUCUCCCUCCCAGAGUGACCUUCUCCACGCGUUCCAGCGACGUCAACGACUACCAGUCCACCGGUGUUCUCAUCCUCAGUGGGCAGGGCAAGAAGGAGUGUAUCACCGCCAGACUCACACUACAGGAGAACAUUAAGGACAAGCUCAGGGGAAUCCCCGUCGACGUUACCGUGGAGAUAAAGAACUCCAAAAGGAAAAGAAGAGCGCUCCCAGAACUCCCGCCCAUCCUCGACUCCAACGAGCCUAUCACGGCCCGCGCUGAGGUGAGCUUCCUGAAGGAGGGCUGUGGCAGUGAUAAUGUGUGUCAGAGCAACGUACAGCUCCAGCAUCGCUUCUGCUACAGAGAGCCCAACAAGGACGUCUUCCAUCCACUACCUGUGGAGGAUGGGGUGCCGGUCGUCUCCCUUAGCGACCAGAAGGACAUCGCCCUGGAGAUCACGGUGACCAACCAGAAUGGAGACGAUGCCCAUGAGGCGGCGUUGGUUGCCUCCUUCCCCCCCUCGCUCUCCUACUCUGCCUCCCGCUCUGCACCCAACGCGGACAAGCAGGUGAUCUGUGUGACCAAUACGAACGGCUCUCAGGCAGACUGUGAGCUGGGGAACCCCUUCAAGCGAGGCUCAGAGGCGACGUUCUACAUCAUCUUGAGCACAGCAGGCAUCUCUCUGAACACCACAGAGCUGGAGAUAGACCUGAAGCUGGAGACAACGAGUGACCAGCAAAACGUGGCCAGAGUCACGGCCAAGGCCAAAGUGGUGAUCGAGCUGCUGCUGUCCCUCACAGGAGUUGCCAAGCCCUCCCAGGUCUACUUUACUGGAGAGGUCAAAGGUGAGAGCGCCAUGAAUUCCGAAGGAGACAUCGGCAGCCCCAUCGAGUACGAGUUCAGGGUGAUUAACCUGGGGAAGCCCCUGAAGACAUACGGCAGCGCCGCCCUGAUCGUCAAUUGGCCAAAGGAGACAGUGGAGGGGAAGUGGCUCCUGUACCUCAUGAAGAUCGACUCCAGAGGUCUGGAACAGAUCACCUGCUCCCCUGAGAGAGAGAUCAACUCACUCGCCGUCAAAGAGGAGCCGAGCAGCACCCGGAGAAGACGAGCCGUAGUGGAGACAGACAAACCUCAGGAGGGAACCAUCGCACGACUGACUGACAAGAGGAAAUACACUACUUUGUCGUGUGAGGACGGGGCAAAGUGUGUGGAGAUUCGCUGCCCCCUUCAGGGCCUGGACAGUAAUGCAGUCAUCCUGCUCAGAUCUCGCCUCUGGAACAGCACAUUCCUGGAGGAGUACUCCAAGCUGAACUAUCUGGACGUGAUCGUGAAAGCCUCUCUCAGAGUGGACGGAGCAGCCAAAAACAUGGUCCUGAGGAACGCAGAGACACAGGUGAGAGUGACGGUGUUCCCAGAGCGUCGUGUGGCUCAGUACGGAGGACUCCCAUGGUGGAUCAUCCUGGUAGCCAUCUUGUUAGGGCUGCUGCUGCUCGGCCUGCUGGUCUUCCUGCUGUGGAAGUGUGGGUUUUUCAGACGCUCCAAGUACGACGACAGCGUUCCCAGUUAUAAUGCGGUGCGGAUACAAAAGGAGGAGAAAGACCAACUGGGAAGUCUGGAAAAGAAAGCCUGGAUAACGAGCUGGAGUGAGAACGAGAGUUACUCUUAACAAUGGUGGAACGCUGGAGCUCUCGUUCCCACAGACAUUGAUCUGACGAUUCCAAGGCCCCGCGCCACAGUGUGGACACCAAAAAAAAAAUGUAGGAAAAAAACUAUUUGUAGAAAAGCUUUAUUUGUGUACUUUAAGGACAGAUGGCGACGAUACAGUACAACAGCAGGUUAGAUAAGGUGAAAUAACACUUCCCUUUUUGGGGAUCAAUUAAGUAGUACCUUGUCUGAUUGAAUUUUAUCUUGAUAGUAACAUCCAUGUUGAUCACUGGACAAAAAGAGAAGAUUUUUGUGUGUUCUUUUAAUAUUUUGAGUCAAGAAUCCCAGCUGUCCCUCUUUCAAAGCUCUGGACAUUGUUUUGUAAAUGUACACUUACGGAACAGGCUAGAGUGUUUUACAUGUUUUGUAUAUUUUGAAGACUGUGUAUUUAUUGUAUGAGGAGAAUGUUACCUACAAAGUACUCCACUGGCCAAAUCAUUUUUCAGGAGUUUUUUUUGUGCAAGAUAUGGAAGGAUGGAUGUCUCAAAUCACAAAUCAUCUCAAAGCCAUUUGGUUGUAAGGACAGUUCUACACAUUUCUCAUGUUUAACUGGGGCCAUUUUUCAUCAGGUUAUAGCAGGAGCUAAUCAACAGCUUUCCCAUUCAAUCUUUCGGUAUUAUUUAUAUCCAUGUACUAACGUCACCAUCCAUAACUGCUCAAGAGAGAACGUUGUGAACUUCUAAGUAUUCGAUUGUUGAGAUGGACCAGUGAAGCAGAGUGAGUGAGUGGGGAAACUACAUAUUGUGGUUCUUCUAAAUCGGUCACGUUAAAUCAGUGUUCAUUUCAAGGAAGUGAAGAAAUUCGGUGUUUUUUUUGUUGUUGAAGAAGUAUUUAAACAGGGCCCAUUAAAUGACUUAACGUGGAGGAUUUGUCCAGUGACAGCUGUUGACAAUGUAAAGUAAAAGUGUGAAAAAUUGCCAUGAUUUGCUAAAUAAAUGAUUUUACAACCUGUACAAAUUCA